Molecule: messenger RNA, 2592 nt
Organism: Closterium sp. NIES-67
Lineage: Eukaryota; Viridiplantae; Streptophyta; Zygnematophyceae; Desmidiales; Closteriaceae
Source: the annotation of a GenBank genome assembly
UGAUACAUGCUGCCUGUGUGCCUGCUCCUAGAUAGUGUCACUCCAUUGGCAUCGCUCUGCAGCCGUUCCGUGACUAGCCUAGAGAUACACAUCCAAAGCCUUUGCCGUCAGGCUCUAAGCUUCCUUCGUAGUUCCACGCCGCGGUGAAACUCGCAAAGCCCAAGUUUGAAACUAUUUUUUGCAUUGUGAAUUGAGCACAUCUAUCAGCAAUGUCUUCUCCCGGCGAAGCGGCUGCUCGGCACGCGCUUAAGAAUGCGCGACGCGUCGUCAUCAAGCUCGGAACAGCUGUCGUCACCCGACCUGAUGGCCAUCUUGCAGUUGGACGGCUCGGAUGUCUUUGCGAGGAAGUCGAGGCUCUUCUGUCCGAGGGUCGCCAGGUGAUCGUCGUCACCAGCGGAUCCGUCGGCGUGGGCCGGCAGAAGCUUCGCUUCCAGGGCUUCAUGCGGACGAGCUUCAAGGAUCUUCAGAAGCCGCAGGCGGAGCUCGAAGGCAAACCCUGCGCCGCCAUUGGCCAGGGCGAGCUGACGUCCCUGUACGAGUCGUUGUUCCAUCAGGUUGACGUCGGCUGCGCUCAGCUGCUGGUAACCGAGCGGGAGUUCGCUGACCUGGAAUUUCGCGACCAGCUUCGCAGCACUGUGAAUUCCCUCCUGGACCAUCGCGUGGUCCCCAUAUUUAACGAAAACGAUGCCAUUUCGACGCGACACAUGCCGUACAAAGACGCGUCCGGAAUCUUCUGGGAUAACGACUCCCUGGCCGCACUUCUAUCUCUCGAGCUCGAAGCGGACGCUCUUAUCCUUCUCUCUGACAUCGACGGCCUUUACACGGGCCCUCCGACCGACCCCGACUCUGUGCUUAUCAACACGUACGUGAAAAACUCACACGACGAAAUCAAAUUCGGGGAGAAAUCGCGCGUCGGAAGAGGCGGCAUGACGGCUAAGGUGGACGCGGCUCUGAAAGCGGCGAUGGGAGGAGUGACGACGGUGAUCGCGAGUGGGCUGUCGAAUGACGGCGUUCUGCGGGUGCUUAGGGGCGAGCUGGUGGGGACCCUGUUUCACAAGGACGCGCAUCUGUGGGCCGUCGGCAAGUCAGGGAAGAGCGCCGCUCGCGACAUGGCUGUGGCUGCGAGGGACGCCAGCAGGAAGCUGCAGGCUCUGUCGCCCGAGAAGAGAAAGGAGAUCCUGCUGAACGUGGCUGACGCCCUGGUGAAGCGGGAAGAGGAGAUCAUUGACCAGAACAACCACGACGUGCGGCUUGCAGAGAUCCAUCGCGUUGCUCCUGCUCUCAUCCAACGGCUGAAACUCAAGCCUGGCCGGAUCCACCAGCUGGCGGAGGGCAUUCGAGCCAUUGCUGAGAUGCCUGAUCCGAUAGCAGAGACGCUGGCAUGCACGCAGGUGGCAGAGAGCUUGGUGCUGGAGAAGCAGCGGUGGCCGCUGGGAGUGCUGCUGGUGAUCUUUGAAUCGAGACCUGACGCCAUGCCACAGAUUGCAGCCCUUGCUAUUCGCAGUGGCAACGGUCUGCUGCUGAAGGGAGGCAAGGAGGCACUCAACUCCAACCGGAUCAUCCAUGAGGUCAUUGCAUCCGCCCUGCCACCCGAUGUGGGCCCGUCCCUGAUCGGGCUGGUGACAACGCGCGACGACAUCUCGGACCUGCUGAAGCUGGACGACGUGAUCGACCUGGUGAUUCCGCGGGGCAGCAACGCACUGGUGAAUCAUAUCAAAUCCAACACCAAGAUCGCGGUGCUGGGCCACGCAGACGGCGUGUGCCACGUGUACGUGGACAAGGCCGCCAACCUCAGGAUGGCCAAGAGGAUUGUGCUGGACGCCAAGAUGGACUACCCCGCUGCCUGCAACGCCAUGGAAACCCUGCUGAUUCAUGAAGACCUCGCCAAAUCAGGAGCGGCAGAAGAACUUAUUAAGGAGCUCAAGGCGAAUGGCAUUGUGCUCUAUGGGGGCAAGGGGGCAGCAGCACCCUUCCACCUGCCUCCUGCAGCCAAUCUGCAUCACGAGUACGGGGCGCUGGAGUGUACGGUGGAGAUCGUGCCAGAUAUGGAGGCGGCCAUCCAGCACAUUCACUCGCACGGCAGCGCUCACACCGAUGCCAUCAUCACCGAGGACAAGGAAGCUGCCGAGAAGUUUCUGGCGUCCGUGGACAGUGCGGUCGUGGUGCACAACGCCAGCACUCGCUUCUCCGACGGCUUCCGCUUCGGGCUCGGGGCCGAGGUUGGCAUCAGCACAAGCCGCAUCCAUGCGAGAGGGCCUGUCGGGGUGGAGGGGCUUCUCACAACGCGCUGGUUGCUGAGAGGCGCAGGCCAGGUGGUGAACAAGGACAAGGAUGUCAUCUACACCCAUAAAGCACUGCCAGUAAAGAAGGAUGGUGUGAUAUCCAAUGGCAACUGAAGGAGCAGUGAUGGCAAAAUAUUGGGCAGGUUGAAAAAGAGGAGGGAGAGAUGCAACGCACUAUUUUUUUAUAAGUAUGCUGGAUGUUUCUUGAACUGGCAAGUACCCACUCAAAUCAUGUUCUGCAUAUUGUGUUAAAGUAGAUGCGUUGGGAUUCUUGUUUGAGGGAUUGAUUGUUUUAUUUACAAUUCAGCUG